Tinamus guttatus (white-throated tinamou) is the source of this 951-nucleotide messenger RNA. RefSeq names its product asparaginase and isoaspartyl peptidase 1 (gene ASRGL1). The record is from RefSeq and is a predicted model, not a curated record. NCBI's taxonomy places the organism in Eukaryota, Metazoa, Chordata, Aves, Tinamiformes, Tinamidae. Gene Ontology annotation, molecular function: asparaginase activity. Gene Ontology annotation, cellular component: cytoplasm.
AUGCGGCCCGUCAUCGUGGUGCACGGCGGAGCCGGCCGCGUCUUUGCGGAGCGGGAAGGAGGAUGUCGCUCCGGGGUUGUCAGAGCUGCCCUGCGGGGGCACCGGCUCCUCGCAGAGGGGGGCACUGCCCUGGAUGCGGUUGAGGAGGCCGUGCGGUCAAUGGAAGAUGAUCCUCACUUCAACGCAGGCUGUGGAUCUGUUCUAAAUGAAAAAGGUGAAGUAGAAAUGGACGCCAUUAUCAUGGAUGGAAAAAAUCUAGCUUCGGGAGCAGUAUCUGCAGUUAAAUGCAUAGCAAACCCUAUAAAACUUGCUCGACUUGUUAUGGAAAAGACAAAACACCUGCUGCUGACGGGCCAUGGGGCUCAGCUCUUUGCUCGAGCCAUGGGGAUUCCUGAGGUCCCAGAGGAGAAACUCAUAACUGAAAGAUCCCGGGAGAGAUGGAAGAAGAACCUCGAGCCAGAUUCCAACCCCGAAGAGUUUCAGAAGGACCUGGGAACAGUCGGUGCUGUUGCUAUAGACAGCGAAGGAAACGUCGCUUGUGCAACAUCCACUGGAGGACUCUCCAACAAGCUGAUCGGCCGUGUUGGUGACACCGCCUGCAUAGGAAGUGGAGGUUAUGCUGACAACUGCUGUGGUGCAGCUUCAACCACGGGACACGGGGAGAGCAUCAUGAAAGUCGUCUUAGCCCGGCUGGUCCUCUACCACAUGGAGCAAGGAAUGUCACCGGAGAUGGCUGCCGACGCUGCGCUGAACCACAUGGAGACGCGAGUCGGGGGCCGGGGGGGUGUCAUCGUUGUUAACCGUGCCGGGGAGUGGGCAGCGAGGUUCUCCACCAAGCAGAUGUCCUGGGCUACCGUGAAGGACGACCAGCUGCUCUAUGGGAUCCACGCUGGGGAGAGGCACACCAAGCCCCUUGGGGAAGCACUUGCGUCCGUAUGUGAGGGGUUCUGA